UGGUCAGUCGCCUUAUGCGCAUGCGCAGCUGUCGCCCCGCGAAGAUGCACGAAAAGGGCGACGACAGCACGGAUAUUUUUGUCUGCGGCAUACAAGAUGUUCUACUUCGCGCUACUUACAUUCACCACUUUUGCAACGACGUGUAAGUAUACAUUUCUGACAUACCCAACAUCAGUUGGAAUGAAUCACAAUUUUCUUCCAGUGGCUACUGUUGAUCUGGUGGUAGUUGGAGGCAACAAUGCUCUCUGUGUGGGUAUGAGUGUCACACUCCAGUGUACAGUGAUGGGAGGUGUCCUCACCUGGGAGACUCCUGAAGGAGCACUCAACUUCAUCCGAGGAAGACAAAAUACAUCUUAUCAAGGCUCCUACUAUGGCCAGCUCAUGGAAUCAAAUGAUACUCAUCUUAUUUCAACAUUGAAUUUCACCUUUACAACUGAGAUUACCAUCAACUGCUCUGAUACAAGUUCAAUUGCUGGAACUACUGUCAUUGUUGAAGGUCCACCAAGUGCCCCGGAUCGACCACUGACGGCCCUGGAAAGGAUCAGGAGACUCAACAAGACAUUCUCCUCAGUGUCUGUGGUGUGGAACAUUCCUGACACCAACAAUGCCCACAUCAGUAGCUACGUGGUGACAGUUGAUCCUCCCAUUCCCCUGCCAGCCAGUGGAGUCAUUGCUGCAGGCAAUCCUCUCUUCCAGUCACGACAACUGACCCUCACACUCCUCCAUGGCCAGCAGUACUACAUCACAGUCACUGCCAGGAGCUGUGGUGAUUCUGUGGAAGGUCCUGCUAGCUCUGCACUCAGAGUUAAUGUACCAGGACCUCCAAAAGUGGUAAGAUGCACAGCCGUCCCUGUCUAUGACUAUUACUCUAAUAACCUGAAAAGAAUCGAAAUAGAAUGGAACCCAAUCGAGGUAGGUCUAUCACGUCAUGAUCUCCACCAACUAAAUGUGAUGUUUUGGUAGGAGGCUGAAGAAAAUGUUACAGUUAACAUUUCAGCAGCUGUUGUGAGCUAUACAAUCAGCACUGUUCCCUUUGGGGCUGUGUCUUCUGGUAUCGAUGCAACAAUAGAGGCCAGUGAUCACAGUAGCUGCAGUACUUCAUGCAAGUAUUGUGUUAAGAACCUUACUGUGAUGUCAGCACCUACCUACACGAUUUUCAUUACUGCAAACGACCUUCUGUCUGAUGAAUACACUGAAAAAACAGAAUGUACAGAUGGACCGAUCAGUAUCAUAAACAAUCUCACGCUAAUUGACACAAAAAGUAUCUUCACCGCUGCUAUGAAUACUUUGUCCCAGCCUCUCUUAAAGUUCAGAGUUUUCUAUACAGAAAGUGUUGGGGAAACAGAGGAAACUGUUGCGGUGUUUCUGACGACCACUACUGCACCCGAGGCAGCUCUGACAGUUGUUGCUCAAGGUGGAAAACAUGAUGUUGUGGUAGAAGGAAGUUUUGAACCAGGUUUGCAGUUUGGUGAUUAUUGUUUCCUUGUUUUAGGUGACAGUAUACAAACACAGAGACACAUAUGAAAACGAACCAAAACUUGCUAUGUCAUUUGCAAAGACGUAUUAACCUAUAUCAAACCAUGCUGUAGCUCUAUAUCAAAUCUUGUCUCUAGCUCAAAGCCACCCGUGAAAUCCGCUUAAAAAUGCUUGUCCAACCAUUCCUUAGACACAACACUCGAGUUCAACUGGGCAACAUGAUGCGAUGGGCAUCACUCUUUCUUAAAUAGCUACGCGCAAGUGUAUAAAAAGUUAAAAAGUAGCUGGUGUUUCACUUCACAAAAUGCAGAGAGUAUGAGGAUAGAAGACUUUGAGAAAGCCUUGUGGCUAUAGAUGCACUGGGACAUAACUCUUUCAAAAACUUAUCCCCUAUCCUUUUUUGUUUUUCAAACAUGCACCUUUCCAGUAAUGUCUCAUUGAUUAUAUUUAAUGCAGCCUCACUUUCUACAAGCAUCUACCACACGCCUACCGCGUGUCCAUCUACUCCUCCUAUAGCAGUAGCUUCUACCCCGCCCGCCCCUAUAGCAGUAAUUGCAGUUGCUAUCUCAGUUGGCACUGUACUGUGCAUCAUCAGCUGCCUCAUUGGAGUAUUGAUCCAUCGUGUCCUAGUCUCUCGCUCCUGCUGCAGAAAGAAACAGACAGCCACAGACCAGCCACAGCACCUCUACGCUGAGGUCCUCUGCGUGAUACUGGCACGGAGAAUCCUGGUUCCGAUCCCAGUGGCAAUAGGAUGUGAG
Molecule: messenger RNA, 2234 nt
Organism: Geodia barretti
Lineage: Eukaryota; Metazoa; Porifera; Demospongiae; Tetractinellida; Geodiidae
Source: the annotation of a GenBank genome assembly